AUGCCUAUUUUACAAUUGUAUACAACAUUACCUCGUAAUAAAGUACCCAGUGAUUUUAAACAAAAAACUUGCCAACUAUUGACCCAGGUGCUCAGGGAUAAGCCAUUGGAAACAAUAACUGUCCAUCUAUUUACUGAUCAAGAUAUCUACAAUAGUAGUGAUCCCAACGGCAAUGAACCCAAUGCUUACGGUAUACUCCGUAGUAUAGGUAGUGUCCGACCCGAGGAUAAUAGGCUAACAAUUGACGAGUUAGCCCAACACGUCAAACGGGAGCUGGGGGUUAGUGUCGGUAAAUUUAUUUUGUUUUUCCUGGAUGUCGAUCCCAAUAUGAUUGGAUAUAAGGGCAAACUAGGCAAAGAUCAUGGAUUAUAA
This is a messenger RNA of Oppia nitens, 372 nucleotides long. RefSeq names its product D-dopachrome decarboxylase-like. Lineage: Eukaryota; Metazoa; Arthropoda; Arachnida; Sarcoptiformes; Oppiidae. The transcript has 2 exons. The coding region runs from base 1 to 372 and encodes 123 amino acids. Gene Ontology annotation, molecular function: phenylpyruvate tautomerase activity; cytokine activity. The record is from RefSeq and is a predicted model, not a curated record.